This is a messenger RNA of Drosophila eugracilis, 703 nucleotides long. It is a transcript of the gene Arpc4, whose product is annotated as actin-related protein 2/3 complex subunit 4. The coding region runs from base 108 to 614 and encodes 168 amino acids. Gene Ontology annotation, molecular function: actin filament binding. NCBI's taxonomy places the organism in Eukaryota, Metazoa, Arthropoda, Insecta, Diptera, Drosophilidae. The transcript is spliced from 2 exons. Gene Ontology annotation, biological process: actin filament polymerization; Arp2/3 complex-mediated actin nucleation. Gene Ontology annotation, cellular component: Arp2/3 protein complex; actin cytoskeleton. The record is from RefSeq and is a predicted model, not a curated record.
AACAGAGAAGGGUCACACUAUUUCUGGCUGAUAAAUUGUACAGAUCCGUGAAUCAUAAUAAAUUAAGUAAAAAGUGCUCAGACAAACGAUACUGACAUCCAGACACAAUGGCAGCCACCCUGAAGCCCUAUCUGACCGCCGUGCGGCACUCGCUGACGGCAGCGAUGUGCCUGCAGGACUUUCCCUCACAGGUAGUGGAGCGGCACAACAAGCCGGAGGUGGAAAUCUGCUCCAGUAAGGAGCUGGUGCUCACACCCGUGGUGGUGUCGCGCAACGAGCGUGAGAAGGUCUUGAUUGAACCCUCGAUCAACUCGGUCCGCGUCAGCAUCGCCGUAAAGCAGGCGGACGAGAUCGAGCGGAUCCUGUGCCACAAGUUCACCAGAUUCAUGAUGCGCCGCGCCGAAUCGUUCGUUAUUCUACGCCGAAAGCCCAUAGAGGGCUACGACAUAAGCUUCCUGAUCACAAACUUUCACACGGAACAGAUGUACAAGCACAAGCUGGUGGACUUCGUAAUUAGUUUUAUGGAGGAGAUCGACAAGGAGAUCAGUGAGAUGAAGCUUGCGGUCAACGCUAGGGCACGUACCUGUGCUGAGGAGUUCCUUAAACGCUUCUAGGUGAAUGAACGAAGUCUCGACCGGACACGAUGCUUUAGAAAUUCCAAAUCGAUUCAAAAAUAAAGACGGCUUUUGUAUUAUUUACUCAA